Amphibalanus amphitrite is the source of this 4457-nucleotide messenger RNA. Its product is annotated as neurofilament heavy polypeptide-like. Lineage: Eukaryota; Metazoa; Arthropoda; Thecostraca; Balanomorpha; Balanidae. The record is from RefSeq and is a predicted model, not a curated record. Bases 387 to 2285 code for a protein of 632 amino acids. Gene Ontology annotation, cellular component: cytoskeleton. The transcript has 11 exons.
UGGGCGUCGCUCCGGGGCGGGGGCGGCCGUCCGACGCCCACGCCGGGCUCCGGGCGGCUGGCGGCGGCGGCGGCGGCGGCGGCAGUUGGGCUCUGACGGACUGACCGGCCGCUCGCAGGCUCUCUCGUGUGACCGCGCCGCGCCCCGGUGCCGCCCGUCCAGCCGCGCCCCAGUGACCGCCGCUCCGCAGUGAGCUCGUCUGCAGCACAGCUGAGCUGUGGCAGCUCUCAGCGCCGCACCAGGCCAUCGCCAGGCACAAUCAUCCUUCGACACCCAGAGGAUUGGAGGAUCUCCUAUCGCCCAAGUGUCGCCGAGUGUCGCCAGGUGUCGCCAGGUGUCGCUCAGUGUCGCUCAGUGUCACCUCCGGCCUCUCAUCUCACCCCACCAUGGUGCAGGGUGCGUGGACGCCGACCCGGCCGCGCCGUCCGAUCGCCGCCGAGUUCCAGACGCCCGGCCCGGGCUCCUGUAACAUCCCCUCCACCAUCGGCAAGGAGACGCCGGCCUACUCGAUGGCCAACAGGCACGAGGUGAAGGUGAAGAAGGUGGUGCCGGCGCCCAACGAGUACAACACCAGACAGAUGACCUACAAAGGAAAGGACACGGCUCCGGCACGCACCAUCGCCGCCAAAAUCCGCGACCCCAAGGCGUUCCAGACGCCGGCGCCGGGCACCUACGAGCCCAAGGAUGAGGACGACUCGCCUCGCUACAGCUUCGGGCUGCGGCCCAACCUGGAGAAGCCCAACACGGUGCCAGCGCCGAAUGCCUACGAAAUUGAUGACGAGAUCGGCAAAGAUUCUCCCCGGUACUCGAUGCCGGGACGUGCGAGCGACCCCAAGACAUUCAAGACGCCCGCACCCGGCGCAUACGAUCCUAAGGAUGACGAAGACGGCCCUCGCUAUAGUUUCGGACUGAGACCGAACCUGGAGAAACCUGAUGGCGUGCCAGCGCCAAAUGCCUACGAGAUUGAUGGCGAGAUCGGCAAAGACUCUCCCCGGUACUCGAUGCCGGGACGCGCAAAGGACCCCAAGGCGUUCAAAACGCCUGCCCCCUGCGCAUACGAUCCCAAGGAGGACGAAGACGGCCCUCACUACAGUUUUGGACUGAAGCCCAACCUGGAGAAACCCAACAACGUUCCAGCUCCGAAUGCCUACGAGAUUGAUGACGAGAUCGGCAAAGACUCCCCCCGGUACUCGAUGUCGGGACGCGCAAAGGAUCCCAAGGCAUUCAAGACACCCGCACCCGGCGCAUACGAUCCCAAGGAUGACGAAGACGGCCCUCGCUAUAGUUUUGGACUCAAGCCUAACCUAGAAAAGCCCAACAAUGUCCCAGCGCCCAAUGCCUACGAAAUUGAUGACGAGAUCGGCAAAGACUCCCCCCGGUACUCGAUGCCGGGACGCGCAAAGGACCCCAAGGCAUUCAAGACACCCGCACCCGGCGCAUACGAUCCCAAGGAUGACGAAGACGGCCCACGCUAUAGUUUUGGGCUCAAGCCCAACCUUGAGAAGCCCAACAAUGUCCCAGCGCCAAAUGCCUACGAAAUUGAUGACGAAAUCGGCAAAGACUCCCCUCGGUACUCGAUGCCGGGACGCGCAAAGGACCCCAAGGCAUUCAAGACACCCGCACCCGGCGCAUACGAUCCUAAGGAUGACGAAGACGGCCCUCGCUAUAGUUUUGGGCUCAAGCCCAACCUUGAGAAACCGAACAAUGUCCCAGCCCCCAACGCCUACGAGCUCAACGACACGAUCGGCGAGGAGUCGCCCCGCUACUCGAUGCCCGGUCGCGGGAAGGACGUCGUCGACGAGCGCACCAAGUUCCCGGCACCCGGCCAGUACGAGAUGGCCAAGGCCGAGGCCACGCUGCACAAGAGUCCGGCGUACACGCUGCGGGACCGCACAACGAUCCCCACCGACCGCACGCAGAAGCCUGCGCCGAACGCCUACAACGCCGACGACAAGAAACUCAAGUCCCGCGACCCGCAGUACGCGUUCGGCAUGAAGCACUCGCCGUACGUGGGCUCGUUCAAGCCUGGGGUGGGCGUCGGCACCCCGGACCGGAGCGUCGCGCUGCAGACGUCGGCCGUGAAGCCGACCGACAAGGUGCUGCGCGGCGGAGAGGUGGUGCGCGUCACCCCCGAGGGCGUCACGUGCCGCUGGGUGGACCGCGGCCUGUCGCCGCGCACCAACGGCACCACCACGCGCACCACCGAGACGCGCACCAACGUCGACGGAUCCACCACCACGCGCGAGACGGUGCGCGUCCACCGCACGCUCGAGAUGAGCCGCUGAGGGUGCCGGCGCGGCGCAGGGUGACGGGAUGAGGUCGGAGGACGCCGGGAUGAGGUCGGAGGACCAGGGUGGGGUCGCAGGACGCUGGAAUGUGGUCGGGGGACCAGGGUGGGGUCAGGAGGAGAAACAGAGCGGAGUGGUCGGCCGACUGCACCCGCUGUCCAGGGCCAGUGUGAGAGGGGGCAGCCGCGGUCAGGAAGCGCUGAAGGACGGCUGAUCGAUCGCCAGCGGAGACGCAGGAGGGACGGUGGUUUCUUUGUAGAUGUCUGAAUGUGUUGGGUUGGGUUGUGAGACGUUUUAAUGCCGUCGGCUAUUUGUUAACAAGACGAUUAGUUUCAAUUGUAGAGAAAAUAGUGCCACUUAUUUUAAAACACACAAGGCAAAAUUUAGAAUGGAAGCAAGAAAAUGUGCGAAAAACACUUCAAACAGCAUUCACUAAUUAGUAUGUUCUUACUGCGAAAUUGUAAUCAACAACAAACAAAUAACAUCACUAUAACAAAUAAUACUAAUAAUUAGCUUAAGAAUAAAAGUUGACAAGCAGAUGGAGCACAUGUCUCCGUCUAUAUUGGUUUAAACCAAGGUAAGACGUGGCAAAAAAAAAUCAUUCUUAUUUUUGUGAAGGACUUUUUUAUGAAAAAUCAUAGAAAGUUACACAUGAAUUUUUGUCAAAAUCCUAAAUGACCAUUAUUUUAUAAAGCUAGCUAUGAUUAAAUCAAAUGCAUAGCAAGGUGAGGCCAAGGCGCCGCGAAGUCAAUAACUUUUGCUGUGAUAUGUAUUUAUGCGUUUGGAGUUGGGCAAACCUUAGCUUCGUAAGUCUUGUGUGUAACAGGAACGUUUCUUUAAAAAAAAAAUAAUUUUCAAGGACCACUCACGAAAAUAAUCGGGACGCUAGGACUCGUGAUGUAAGCACCUAUUUCUGCAUCGAAAGUCGAGACUCAAUGGAAGACAGCGCCUUGUUCGCCACUUUGCCCGGCGAAUGUAGGACUGUCCAGUGUCAGAUCCAUGGCAGGAACGGUUUAGCGCCGGGCACGCGUUUGUUUCCCUCCCUUUCGACAAAAAGAGAGUUAUUUUUCGGUACGGGGCAUCAUCACACUCCGCUGUCGUGCCGUUAUAGUGAACACAUGUCUGCCGGCUGUCAGUCCAGACCGCGUAACCAAUUCAGAGGACGCCAGUUUGGAAUGAAAUAUUUAACUGGCUUUUGACAUCAAAUAUUUUACAUAAACAACAUGUACCGUCCACCUGUGAACGUAUGCAAAGUGUAUUCAAUCGGUGUAAAAUAAAUCGCCGCGUGUUGGUGCCAUAACGGACGCGCUGCGUCGAGUUAGCGACAGCAAACACCCGUUCCUGGCCGUGCGCCGGCACUGAUGGACGUGUAGCCCGCAGGGCGCGUCCGCUGAGCCAAUGUCAGUGCACCGCUACACGCAGACAUCUUAUGUGAUCAGGAGCGGCGUGCAGAGCUGGUUGAAGUGCUUGUGCCUAAGUCCUUGAACCUUGACGGCAGAUUUUUGCAUAUUGGCUGCAGGUGCAUGUGCAGAAUUUAAAUUCAUGUCAUUCUGCAUGUCAGCGGAAUCGCGAUACUGAAAUGAUGAUCGUCUUAUGGGGAAGGCUAAUGCUGGGUCUUGGUAUGGAUAUCCGAUUCUUGUUCUUGCGUGGUGCGGUUGUAGCCGAGUAACAUAGGUCUUAGUCACCGGUCGUAGUGUCUUGCGCCUAUGACGUAAUAACGCGCUCAACUUGUUUUUCUACGCACAAUGACGUACCUAUUGUAACAAUGACGAAUGUCUAAUUGGAGAUAGAAACUGCGUUGUUGACGAGUUGUUCUGCUGGAUCAUAACAAUGCAUACGUCAGCGCAGCUUUUUUAUACGAAAGAUGAAAAAGUAACGAUAGAAGUGAUAGUUGCUGUUAAUGUGGGCGAGAUCCCGUAUUGCGUCACAGAACCAGCUUUUGGAUUUCCUGAGAGCUCGCCUGAAACGUCAUCUUACGUGUGUGAUUCAGAUGAAUUUUCGGGAAAUGUAGCCUGUGUUUAUGGGUAGCAGCGUCUUAUUGCGUAACAAACGGAUGCUUAUCACUUCCAGUUGUCGGCGGAGAAUGGGAAUCGAAAGACAAACGUGUGAUAGCGAUAAUUACCUGAAAUGUGUUUACGUGGUACUAAUAUAGAGCGUAUUUCUUUGUAA